Misgurnus anguillicaudatus (oriental weatherfish) is the source of this 1626-nucleotide messenger RNA. It is a transcript of the gene rad51, whose product is annotated as RAD51 recombinase. The record is from RefSeq and is a predicted model, not a curated record. NCBI's taxonomy places the organism in Eukaryota, Metazoa, Chordata, Actinopteri, Cypriniformes, Cobitidae. Gene Ontology annotation, cellular component: condensed nuclear chromosome. Gene Ontology annotation, biological process: double-strand break repair via homologous recombination; chromosome organization involved in meiotic cell cycle; mitotic recombination-dependent replication fork processing. Gene Ontology annotation, molecular function: DNA strand exchange activity; ATP hydrolysis activity; double-stranded DNA binding.
CAAAAUAAAAGUUGUCCACAGCGCUUUGAAGUAGUUACGUCAGAGACGUGAAGUCGUCAUGACGUCGGUUACGUGGCUUGACGGCGGCACGCGGGAAAGUUAAGCGAGAGCUGCAGGCAGCUAAGCGGCAAUAGAUUAUGGCUAUGAGAAAUGCAACCCGGGUGGAGGUGGAAACAGAGGUUGAGGAGGAGGAAAACUUUGGACCACAGCCUGUCGCCCGUCUGGAGCAAUCUGGCAUCAGUAGCAGUGAUAUCAAGAAGCUGGAGGAUGCUGGCUUUCACACUGUUGAGGCCGUGGUGUACGCACCCAAGAAAGAACUGCUGAACAUCAAGGGAAUCAGUGAAGCCAAAGCUGACAAGAUCCUGACAGAGGCCGCUAAAAUGGUUCCUAUGGGAUUUACAACAGCCACGGAGUUCCACCAACGUAGAGCUGAAAUUAUCCAGAUCUCUACUGGAUCCAAGGAACUGGAUAAGCUCCUACAGGGAGGAAUUGAAACCGGAUCCAUCACAGAGAUGUUUGGAGAGUUUCGAACAGGAAAGACACAGCUGUGCCACACGUUGGCCGUCACCUGUCAGUUGCCUAUCGAUCAGGGUGGAGGGGAGGGAAAAGCCAUGUACAUCGACACAGAGGGAACGUUUCGUCCGGAGAGACUUCUGGCUGUGGCUGAGAGGUAUGGGUUGGUGGGCAGUGAUGUGCUGGAUAAUGUGGCGUACGCUAGAGCCUUCAACACAGACCAUCAAACGCAGCUGCUGUAUCAGGCAUCUGCCAUGAUGACUGAAUCCAGAUACGCUUUGCUGAUAGUGGACAGUGCCACCGCACUUUACAGAACAGAUUAUUCUGGGCGAGGAGAGCUGUCCGCCCGCCAGGGGCAUCUGGGGCGAUUUCUUCGCAUGCUGCUCCGUCUUGCUGAUGAGUUUGGUGUGGCUGUCGUCAUCACUAACCAGGUGGUAGCGCAGGUGGAUGGAGCGGCUAUGUUUUCUGCCGAUCCGAAGAAGCCGAUUGGUGGAAACAUUUUGGCACAUGCUUCGACUACUAGAUUAUAUCUGCGAAAGGGUCGAGGAGAGACGAGGAUCUGUAAGAUUUAUGACUCUCCGUGUUUGCCUGAGGCUGAAGCCAUGUUCGCCAUCAACGCAGAUGGAGUAGGUGAUGCCAAAGACUAAGAAAUGAUGCCUUUAUUCCUAAAGGUUUUACUAAACAGGAAACCUUUAUUGCUAUGUGGAAGCUAGAGAAGAGACUGAAAUGAUACGUUUAUGUAAUUGUGACCUAAUGGUUUUGAAUAGAGAGUGAAACUGAAACACUGUACAGAAGAGCGGCUUUUGUAAGAUACUGCAAUAAUAUCAAACGCAUUGUGACGGGCUCUUCAUUUACAAAUCUGCAAGAGCUGAAUUGUCCGAUCGGUGUUGAAUUAUUUGAGCUAGUGUCAUUUUGUGUAGUCAUUCGCUCUGCUGUGGUGUCAAACCUGUUUUUUUUGUGUGUUAUUUACAUGUUUUUGUUGUAUUUGUUUGAGCUGAUGUACAUAAACUACACAGAAUUAAAGCGUUUUUAUUGUUAAACUUUACUAAAAACAUUUAACUUAUAUCUUUAGUUAGGAGCAGUGGCAUUAAAAUAAUGAAAAACAAGCAAAAA